This is a messenger RNA of Cajanus cajan (pigeon pea), 552 nucleotides long. The record is from RefSeq and is a predicted model, not a curated record. NCBI's taxonomy places the organism in Eukaryota, Viridiplantae, Streptophyta, Magnoliopsida, Fabales, Fabaceae.
AUGGAGGGUUUACACGGGAGUUCUAAAGUGAGAGGACUGAACUUAGGAGGGUGGCUGGUUAUUAAAGGUUGGAUCAAGCCUUCACUGUUUGAUGGCAUUGCCAAUGGAGACAUGCUAAAAGCACCUAUCGAUCCUUUCACUAGAGAAAGUUACAAGCCAUCUGCAUCUCAAGGAGUUCCAAUUGGAGGGAUGAGGAGUGGCAGCAUAUCAAGAGGAUUUAGGGGUGAGUUCCGACAAUGGCAAAUUAUUCCUAGCUCAUGUGAAGCAUCACCAGUCAUGGCCAUUCAAUUCUCUUUUAUUGCUGCUUGCAAGAAACCUCCUGUGUUUUGCAUAAUUACUAAAUAUUUGGCUGGUGGUUCACUAGCAAAAUUCCUGCAUCACCAACAACCAGAUAUACUUCCACUCAAACUUGUUCUGAAAUUAGCCCUUGACAUUGCAAGGGGAAUGCAAUAUCUUAAUUCUCAAGGGAUUCUCUAUAGGGACCUCAAAUCAAAGAAUCUCCUUCUGGGGGAAGACAUGUGUGUAAAAGUAGUAGAUUUGUAUAGUUCAUAA